AUGUGGAGACCAUCAUUAAAUUAUGGUUUAGUGCCUCUCAUGAGUCUCCUUAAAGGAACCACAAUCAUCAGAUUCGCUUGUAGUCUCGGCGAUCGAUUGAAGACAUUGAACGAUAGCAAACAAUUCCAACAAGCACUUCAACUUUUUCAUCAACAUCAAAAAAACAACAACGAAACUCUGUCAAGAUCGGUGAUUGCACAGGCUCUGAAAGCAUGUGCUCGUCUCAAAGAUAUUCGAAGUGGUAAAGCGAUUCAUGAUCUUGUUUCCUCACACACGAAGGAAAAUGAAUACAUAGUGACAUCACUCAUCCAUAUGUACAUGCAAUGUGGUGAUAUUCGAAGUGCUGAAACACUAUUUCAUGACACAAAGACAAAAGUUCCAUCUAUGUACGGCGCGAUGAUGAAAGGUGACUUAUUUCAUGUGCACGUUAGUAUAAAAAUAGAACAAGUUCUUGUAGGAUAUCUGACAAACAAUGAAGCACAGAAAGCAUUCGAAGUUUUUCAUCAAAUCCAAACACCGAGUGAGGUGAAUCUUGUUGUAUUCUUCCAAGUUUGUGCCGAUCUGAAGACGCAACGAGCAUUGGACGCCAUGAAAAAGGUGUCACAGCAAACACGAAAGACAUUUCACUCAAAUCAUCGUCUGGUUACAUCGUUAUUGAAUGCAUUGGUGGAAUGUGAAGAUGUAGAGCACGCUGAGAAGAUAUUCGAGACAAUAAAGACAAAGCAACUUCCUAUGUACGGUGCAAUGAUGAAAGGUUAUAUUGCGAGUAAUCAAGCACAAAAGUCCAUUGAUCUAUUCGAGAAGAUCGAUCCUCCUGAUGCGAUUAUUAUCAAUCUCCUCUUCAAUGCUUGUGCGCAGCUACGAACGCCAGAAGCACUGAAUUUGACGAAACACGUCUUAUCAAUUAUGAACCAGUCAUUUCUUCAGAAUGAGUUCAUUAUCACGUCUUUACUGGAUGCACUGGUGAAAUGUGGAGAUGUGGAACAUGCGGAACUCAUAUUCACUACACUAGAAACGAAAAAGACGCUUCCUAUAUAUGGAGCGAUGAUGAAAGGCUAUAUUGAGAAUAAUCAAGCAGACAAAGCUGUUGACCUCUUCAGAGAAAUUGAACAUCCUGACCAUGUCAACACAAGUCUCGUGUUCAGCGCUUGUGCUCAAUUGCGAACUCCAGAAGCUUUAGCUUUGGCAAAAACGAUUUCGAAGAGAAUGCCAGCAUCAUUUUAUUCGGAUGAUUACGUGGCAACUUCUCUGUUAGAUGCGUUAAUCAAAUGUAGGGACACAUUCACGGCGGAGAUAAUGUUUUCGAAAAUGAAAAGAUCGAUAGUCAGUUACGGGAAUCUUAUGAAUGGAUUCAACGAUGAAAAGCAAGGGAAAAAAACUAUGCAACUGUUUUAUCGAAUGAAACGUGAAGGUUUAGAACCGGAAACGAUUAUUUAUUUGUGCGUUAUCAAAGCUUUAGCACUCAUCGGUGAUCUUUCACUUGUCGAACCAACAAUCAACCAAAUACCUGAAUCGAUUCUUCUCGAUAGUCAGAUUCGCAAUGCUCUGAUUGAUAUGUGGGGUAAAACUGGAUGUAUAGACAAUGCACGAAAGAUUUUCGAAGACACUUCUCAAAGACACGCAUUUCUAUACACAACAAUGAUCAAUUGUUAUGGUCUCAAUGGAAUGGGUAUGCAAGCUCUUGAACUGUUCUCUCAAAUGCCCAAAGAGUUCAUCCAUGAAGUGACUUAUAUUUGCAUAUUGAAUGCAUGUUCACACUCUGGCCUAGUUGACCAAGCUCGCUCUAUCUUUGAAAAGAUUGAACCGAAAACACCGACAGUGUGGACGACCAUGAUCGAUUGCCUUGCUCGUGCAUCUUUGUUCGAUGAAGCACAGACGUUGAUCGAUGAAUUCGAACGUUCGUAUCCACCCGUCGUAGAUAUGCACAUGGCGUUGUUGUCGGGUGCAAGAAAUGAUAAGAAUGCUCAGUUAGCACAGAAUAUCUAUGAUCAACUGAAGAGAUUGUUUCCGUCCAUGAAAGAUUCCUUGACAGCAGCUAAAGUUCUUCUUGCGAACACCUAUGCAUCAUCUGGUGACAUAGGAAAGGCAUCACAUAUUCGAACUCAACACAGAAAAUCCGGAGCAAAGAAGAAGAUCGGUACAUCAACGACUGUAGUUGAUGGAGAAAUGUAUGAAUUUCGCGCUCAUGACAUAUCUCAUCCUCGAUCAGACGAAAUCUAUCGUGAAGUCCAGAAAAUGUCAAAAGAAUUAGUCGCACAUGGCCAUGAGUACGAUUCCAGUUGGAUAACUCGAACGAUGGGUGAAGAUGAAAGUGUCGAAUCGGUUCUCUGUGGUCAUAGUGAGCGACUUGCGAUGGCAUAA
Adineta ricciae is the source of this 2361-nucleotide messenger RNA. NCBI's taxonomy places the organism in Eukaryota, Metazoa, Rotifera, Eurotatoria, Adinetida, Adinetidae. The record is from the annotation of a GenBank genome assembly.